AGACAAUGUGAGCUGUGUACAUUAUGUGAGAUAUGAACGAUGACGAUAUUCUCCAAUCUGAACUGCAGGAACUAGAGGAGCUAUUGAGGAGUCCAGAAUGCACUGCUCCAAAAAUAGAACAGUUCUACCAGAAUGGUGUUAACACUGUCGAGCGCAUGUUGAUAUGGAAGUGGUUGCUUGGAGUGUCUGGAAGCAGUAUUACUGACUGGGACAUCCCCGUAGAACACAAGGAUCUCGAUAUAAUAACUGACGAUGUCCUCCAAAUAAGCGAUAUGCCGGGGGAACAAGAGAAGAUGAUUAAGAUACUAUCAUACUACUGCACCGCGCGCAACACGCGCUACAAAGCAGAGUGCGGCUGGGCGGAGGUGCUACUACCACUAACUUCCCUCUCGUACGGGGAAAUGUACGCCUGCUUCUAUGCGCUUCUCUCCAAAUUCGUUCCCAGGAACUGUAAAGCGGACGGUAAGCCGUUCCACCUAUUCAGACUCCUCCUCCUCUACCACGACCCUGAGUUGUGUGCUUUUCUCGACACUAAGAAGUGCCCUCCUGACAUGUACGCUCAGAGAUGGUUCCGAAGUCUGUACGUGGGUAAAUGUGAGGUACAAGUGAUAAGGGAGGUGUGGACCCGGUACUUGUUACAAGGAGAUCCCUUCCUAGUCUUCUACCUGGCUCUUGUUAUCCUGGUCAAUGCUAGGGAUGUCAUUCUCGAGAUGGACAGUUGUGGAGGCUCGGAGAUAGCCAGCAAGAUAACCGCCUUCCCUGACAACCUCUCCGUGGAAGAUAUAGAGGACUUUAUCUCCCUUGCUGUGUACUACGGAGAGAGGACACCACUUAGUUUUAGACAUGAUUAUCACGCACAGUUGUUUGGCAAUGCGCCAACUGAGUCUAACUUUGCUUCAUUGUCCCAGGCGCUGUGUCUCCCAAUAUCAGUAUCAGAGCUACUCCAGAAGACCACAGACCAAGGUGUCAGCUAUUUAGUAGUGGACUGUAGACCACGUGACCAGUUUAGUAGUGGGCAUCUCCACGGAGCUGUCCAUCUAGACCCUGAUACCAUGUUAUCAGAUCCAGCAAUGUUCACUACAAACGUGGCUACAGUUCUUCUGGAACAACGUAAAACAUUCCUGGAGGACGACGUUUCGUUAAAUCACUUGUGUUUCAUGGGGUGCUCACGGGAGGAGGAGGAUCAGCUGCUCAACAUGGUGGUAGCUCACUUCUUACAUAGGAAAACUCAGUUUGUGAGCAGUGCCAGGAAUGGUUACAAAGCUCUCCACGACCUGCUGGACGAUGCUGUAAACACUGGACUUGAGGGUCACGACUACACCGAGUGUGUGGUAUGUUGUGAAGAACAAUCCUCCCGGUUAGCGGACACUGAACUUAGUGUAACCCAGUCUAAUGAUAAUAACAGUAAUAUUGUUUCUAAAAUGAGCUCCGUCAUGAAGGUAACUACCACCAGCAUGCGCAGUAAACUCGGAGCACUGUGGUCAGAUGAUCUGACUGGACGUCACGUGACUACCUCCGUCAAAUCUAAACCUUACAGAGGGGUCGAGAAUGUGUUCUCUAUUGCUGAUGAUGAGGAUGAGGAUGAUAUUGUUGGAGGUGCGAGUUCGUCAGAAGAAUCAGAUAAGGAAAUAAUAAACAUUAAGUUGUGGGAGAGUAGAGCAGAUAUUUUACACUGUUUUAGCGUGGAAGAGAUCACUCCUGACGAAAGCUCAUGUAAAAGGAGUAUAAGAUGUUCAACACGGCGUUUACCUCCAGGCAAGAUGUUUGCUAGUGUACUGUUGCUGACUGAGACUCAUCUUUACAACAUACGUCGCAUUCCUGAAAGAGAGGGUAUGGGGUAUAUCCGCUACCGUUUCGCUUUCUCUGCCAUUGCCAGAAUUACAGCAAAGAAGAAACAUCCAGAUGUUAUCACAUUCAAGUUUAUAAAGGACAACAAGGAACUACUUGCCUACAGAUUUCUUAUUCCACAAUCUAAAACUGUCACAGCACAAAUUACUAAUCUUAUUCCACCCGAAUAAUAAUUAAGGAGAUAUUAUCAUAAACCACGUGACUAUAUUCUCAGAUGUUAUCAGUUAUACUCACACCUCGUAAAUUAUUUGUUGAGAAAAUAUUUAAACGGUUAGAGCUCCCGGUAGAUGCAUGCCACAGAUAUUUUCUAUUUAAAAUUUGUUUCUGGCUAUUUUAUAUGAUGUUACAGUAUUCUGAGAUUUAUUUGAUUCUGUAGUAACUUUCUAGUAAGAUAUCAGUGUUUCCCCAUGAUUUGUUUACUACUAAAAUUUAAAAGUAAACGUAAAAAUAUCCUUUUAAACACCAGUUGAGAAACAUACAAUGCAGUAAUUUUAGUUGGCAAUUAUUAUCUUAAAUAUUUGUGACAGCACCGCUUUUGAUUUGAGUCUUUUCUGAGACGAUUUGUGUUUGUUUUAGUUUUUCUGUCGAUUCUCUUGAUGAUCCGGUAAGAGAUAUCAAACAUGUUUUGAAUAGUAAAUAAGUAACUUUUUGAAUGUAAA
Molecule: messenger RNA, 2507 nt
Organism: Bolinopsis microptera
Lineage: Eukaryota; Metazoa; Ctenophora; Tentaculata; Lobata; Bolinopsidae
Product: TBC1 domain family member 23-like
Exons: 15
Coding region: 33-2018 (661 amino acids)
Biological process (GO): retrograde transport, endosome to Golgi
Cellular component (GO): trans-Golgi network
Source: RefSeq, a predicted model, not a curated record